This is a messenger RNA of Closterium sp. Naga37s-1, 954 nucleotides long. The record is from the annotation of a GenBank genome assembly. NCBI's taxonomy places the organism in Eukaryota, Viridiplantae, Streptophyta, Zygnematophyceae, Desmidiales, Closteriaceae.
AUGCGCGCACCUUGGCGCCUUACGCCGCGAGGCAUGCCGUGGGGCGUGGGGAGGGUGCUGCUAGGGGCGGCGUGGGUAGCGGGAUGGUUGGGUCUGUGCGCGUGGGUUGUGUGGUUCGCGCACACGCAGGCCGCCAAUCCGCGGGAGUUGGCGAUGCGCGGGUGGUGCCGCUUGCGCGUGCGCUACUUCUACCAGGGCCUUCUCUCGUCCGUCUCGCGCGUGCAGGAGAUGUCAGCGCUGGUGCGCGUGUUCAACGGGUACGGCGAGCGCAGCAGCAGCAACCUGACCUACUGGGGCCUGGCGGGGUGUGCGGACAACCGCAGCAUGGAGCUGUACAAUGCGGCCACGCUGGGCAUGUCUGACCUCACCACGGGCACUCUCGUCAUGCUCGUUGAGGAUGCUGACAGACCGACGGUGGAGCGCAUCACAGGGCGGCCCAUCGUGACCCUCCUUGGCCUGCCGGCCCCGCGCAAGCCACGCUACAUCGUGAACGUGCUGGGCGGCAUCGACCCCGCCGACCCCAUCCUGCCGUUCACCGACUUCUCCGCCAGCGUGCUCCCAGCCGUGCUCUCCUCUGUCCUCCACGGCACCCCUGCCUCCUCCCCGCCUAUUUUCUUCGGCAAACAUCGAGUGGGCACUGUGAUGAUGGUACCAAUACAACGCCAUCCUGUUCCGCCGGACGCGACAGCAGAGCAGCUGAGGGAGAGUGUGAGCACCCUGUGGGCGGGUUUCUAUUUCCUCCAGGAGGACCUUCAGAGCCUGCUUGCACUGCUUCAUAACGGUGACAUCUCCUCUCCAUCUCCCCCUUCUUCCCCAUCACUCCUCUUCUUCCCCAUCACUCCUUUUCUUCCCCAUCACUCCUCUUCUUCCUCAUCACUCCUCUUCUUCCCCAUCACUCCUCUUCUUCCUCAUCACUCCUCUUCUUCCCCGUCACUCCUUUUCUUCUUCAGUUAA